CUUGUCGCCGGAAGUGCCUGUGUUUGUGUUUUCAACCCGUUUCUCUCCAGCUGGUUCCGCCAUGGCUGCGGCGGCUGGGCCGGCUUUGCUGGACGUGCCGCCUCAGGAAUGCCCAGGCACCGGCAGCGACCAGGCGGGCAAGGCCGAAGCCUGCCAGGGGUGUCCCAACCAGGGUGUGUGCUCCAGGGGACCCGUGGGACCCGACCCAGCUAUUGAGGAAAUCAAAGAGAAAAUGAAAGCUGUGAAACACAAACUACUGGUGUUGUCUGGGAAAGGAGGAGUAGGGAAGAGCACAUUCAGUGCUCACUUGGCGCAUGGCUUGGCUGAAGAUGAAACCAAACAGGUUGCCGUGCUGGACAUUGACAUCUGUGGUCCAUCCAUCCCUAAAAUCAUGGGCCUGGAAGGGGAACAGGUUCACCAAAGUGGUUCUGGAUGGUCUCCAGUGUACGUUGAAGAAAACUUAGGAGUCAUGUCGGUGGGAUUCUUACUCGGCAGCCCUGAUGAUGCUGUUAUUUGGAGAGGACCCAAAAAAAAUGGAAUGAUUAAGCAGUUUCUCCGCGAUGUGGACUGGGGCGAAGUCGACUACCUUAUUGUAGAUACACCUCCAGGAACAUCGGAUGAGCACUUAUCUAUAGUACAGUACCUCAGUGCUGCCAAUAUAGAUGGGGCAGUGGUAAUCACCACCCCUCAGGAAGUCGCUCUUCAGGACGUUCGGAAAGAGAUAAACUUCUGCCGUAAGGUGAAGCUGCCAAUCAUAGGAGUAGUUGAAAAUAUGAGUGGCUUUAUUUGCCCGAAAUGUAAGAACGAGUCGCAGAUAUUCCCCCACACUGGUGGCGCAGAGGCCAUGUGCCAGAGUUUGAACGUGCCUCUCCUGGGCAAGGUGCCUCUGGACCCACAAAUAGGAAAAAGCUGUGAUGCGGCCUCGUUCUUGUCCGAGGUACCGAAUUCUCCAGCUACAUUAUCCUACAGGAACAUCAUCCAGAGAAUCCAAGACUUCUGUAGCCACAACCACCCGCAGGAAGAAAACAAUACUUGAACAGCAAACAAUGGAAGGGUCCAUAGGAAAGCGUUGAUCGCCUUAAGCCUGUCUGUAUAGGAAUAUAUAAGCCUUUGUUUUGCAAGCAAAUAAAUUUUUGAGUAAUGU
Messenger RNA from Lacerta agilis (Sand lizard), 1144 nucleotides. RefSeq names its product nucleotide binding protein 1 (gene NUBP1). Gene Ontology annotation, molecular function: ATP binding; 4 iron, 4 sulfur cluster binding; ATP-dependent FeS chaperone activity. The record is from RefSeq and is a predicted model, not a curated record. NCBI's taxonomy places the organism in Eukaryota, Metazoa, Chordata, Lepidosauria, Squamata, Lacertidae. Gene Ontology annotation, biological process: iron-sulfur cluster assembly. Gene Ontology annotation, cellular component: cytosol.